AAAAUAGGGACACGCUAGCUAGGCCCCCUUCGACGUGACCUUCGGCAGUGAAUGUUGCUUCCUUCCGCACGGAACCUCUGAACUCUAGCUUACGAUCAACCAGCUGCCGGACUAGACUCAUACAUUAUAUAACAAAGCUACUGGAAGCGCCGGGGUGCGUAGCGGGGAGCGAGCGGACGUACAGGCAGCGUCGAAAUGGCACCCAAAAAGGAGGAGAAGAAGCAGGUUGACCCUGUCGAGGCCAAGUUCCAGGAGGAGAUCAAACAGUUAGAGCAGGCUAAGAAUGACCUGCAGCUUGAACACACGUUCCUGCUGGACAAGUUCCGGCAGCUUAAAGCCGAGAACGACCGGCUUCGGGGCGAGAUUGAUGGCAUGAAGGGCCGCCUGACUCACGCUGCCGACGACUAUGCCGACAUCCUGGAGCACCGCCAGGAGCAGAUCAAGGCCGAGGAGGCCAAACUGAGGGGGCUGCAGUCCAACGUGGAGAAGCUGGAGCUGGACGUGGGUCGGGCGGAGGAGGAGAUCCGGCAGCUCAAGGAGGCCAACGGGCACCAGGGCCGCGAGAGCCGCUUCCGCGUCACUGGCCUCAAGUCCAACACGGAGUACAUCAUGUGCGUCAAGGCGCUGUACGACGACGGCAGCUUCCUGUGGAGCGAGAGCAAGGCCUACCGCACCCUGGCCUAGCUGGGCGGGGGGGCUGAGGCGGGUGGAUGGGGGGCGGGGCUGAUGGUGUGUGUGCGUGUGUGGGGGGAGUGGUGGUGUACGGGUGUGCCGGGGUUCGGGUGGACGGGUGGACUGAGGUGCUGCAUGAUGGAGUGUGGCGCCUCGGUGUGGUGCCGGUCGCGCAAGGCCGUGCGUGCGUGGUGCUGCGUUUUGCUGCAGCAAGUGAUUGAGGCGCGGCGGCGGAUUGCAGAGUGUCAGCAUUGGGGAGAUAUACAUGGACUCAUGGAACGAGCGCCAGCAGGCACCGAGUCUGCACCAAUGUGUGUCCAACCUCCAUAACUCCAUUCCAACCCCAAGUCCUCCCAGUCCUCACUCCCCAAGUCCUCGUCCCCCGAGUCCUCAUUGCCCAACACCUCAACACCUGGUGCCUCUUGGCCCAGGCAAACCCUCGCGAACCAAUUGCCACGUGGCCAGCAGCAAAGCAUACCGUACGUUUUUGGUCACCCGUGUAAUGAUUGACGGGCACCAUUUACUGUCUACGCUGCAACAGUGAUGUCUACGCCUAGCCUAUUAUACACACCAGCAUAGCACCAGCCAGCCCAUGUCGCAAUUCGCAAGUCGAAGUGGUGGCUGCCGUAAACCCCAGCUCUGCCACGCGGCCUCUAACCCCACUGCCCCGGCCCGACUCCUGAGACACCACGCUCUGCCACACAACUCUGCCCGGGAGCAGCCCCCCACACCAGUUC
Messenger RNA from Chlamydomonas reinhardtii, 1409 nucleotides. RefSeq lists its product as uncharacterized. Bases 196 to 684 code for a protein of 162 amino acids. Lineage: Eukaryota; Viridiplantae; Chlorophyta; Chlorophyceae; Chlamydomonadales; Chlamydomonadaceae. The transcript has 5 exons. The record is from RefSeq and is a predicted model, not a curated record. Gene Ontology annotation, molecular function: protein binding.